Molecule: messenger RNA, 7182 nt
Organism: Rhipicephalus microplus (southern cattle tick)
Lineage: Eukaryota; Metazoa; Arthropoda; Arachnida; Ixodida; Ixodidae
Gene: Zir
Product: dedicator of cytokinesis
Biological process (GO): small GTPase-mediated signal transduction; positive regulation of GTPase activity
Molecular function (GO): guanyl-nucleotide exchange factor activity
Source: RefSeq, a predicted model, not a curated record
UUAAUACAACGCGCAUCACGCCAAGCAAGUCGAAGGCACCCGAAGCCCGCUAUGGCGUCUGGUCAGCGCGCGUUUGUUCAGAAACUGAGCAAACAAGCGAACGCCGAUGUCAGACGCCAGAUCGCAAGUAGCGCAACGGAGAGAGACUUCGCCCAUGGACACGACGGAGCGCAGGGCAGUGUUCCUCUCACCGAUGUUGUUGAGCCCUUGGACUUUGAGGAGUUCCUCCAACAGCACCAGGACUUGUCUGAUCGGGAUGCCAUCAGUGACUUGCUAGACUUUCCCCCUGACGACGUAGAAGUUGGUAUCCUACCGAGGAAAUGUCGAACCAUAGAACCCAUCGUGCCAGAAGAAAACCCGGAGGAUCUGGACUUUCACAUGAGGCAAUGCCUGCACACUUACACCUCGGAUUGGGUGGUGGUGAGCCGGUGCUACCAGGGCCACAGUUCCAGUGUCAUCGCCAGGGAUGCGGCACUGGAGAGGGCGGCCGUCGUGCGCACCACGCAGAAGCAGGAGUUCGAGGUGGACGUCUGCGACGAGUUGUCCCGCCAUUCGCAGCAGUCCUCUCUGAGUCAUGGGGAAGACAUUCCACCUUCACCAGCAGAGAGCAUUUCUUCGGUUGAAUUCCGGUGUGCCAGCGCUGCUGAAACUCCACGAGGAAGUUGGGCGAGCAGCGUCUUUGACCUGCGCAACUCGGCAGCCGAUCCACUGGUGCCAGCCCUGCUUGAACGUACACCGCCCGAAGAACUAGACCGCCGGAAUGCAGCUCAGCGUCUCGAAAGACGCCAUGAUGCCCUCUUUGAGUUGUACCCUCUCCAAGAUGAGGAGGAGAUCAUUGAAAGACGUUUGCCUGCGGAGCCACAACGUGAACAUAUGGCUCACCGGAUUCUGGUUCGAUGCCUGGCUCUCAAACUGGAGCUGGAGGUCGAGCCAAUCUUUGGCAGCAUGGCCAUUUAUGAUGCCAAAGAAAAGAAAAAGGUGUCGGAGAACUUUUACUUCGACAUGAACUCUGAACCUAUGAAGAGGAUGCUCUCCGACCACAUUCCUUACCAUGACAUCUCGACGCUCUGUCGAUCAUGCAUCUUCAACAUCACGUACCCAUCUACUGACUUGUUUCUAGUCAUCAAACUCGAGAAAGUCCUUCAGGGAGAUAUCAACGAAUGCGCAGAGCCCUACAUGAAAGAUGAAAAGAACAAGGACAAGGUUCGCGCCAAUGCUGUGGCAACAUGCAAGCGUCUUGGCAAAUAUCGCAUGCCAUUUGCCUGGACAGCAGUCUAUCUGCUCAACGUGCUCACGGGGGUCAACAGCCUCGACAAGGACAGCGGCAGCGAUCGAGACAGCAUUGGCUCGAACAACACCUUGGGCCGUCGUGGUUCGCUGGAACGACGGGCCGGAUCUGAAAAGCGCCGUAGCUGGUCCCCCGACGACUUUGCCAACAGUCUCGACACUUUUCGCCCAGUUACUCUCACCGUGUCAAGCUUUUUCAAGCAGGAAAGUGAUAGGCUGAGAGAUGAAGAUCUCUACAAGUUCCUCAUAGAUCUCAAGCGGUCAGGCUCAAUGCUGAAAAGACUGAAAAGUAUCCCAGGCACUCUGCGCCUGGACAUAUCGCCAUGUGCGGAGGAGGUGCGGUACUGCCUAAGUCCCGAGCUGGCGCGCCUUCAUCCGUAUCCCGACGAGAAGGGCCGCCCGACGAAGGAGAUGUUGGAGUUUCCCUUGCGCGAUGUCCUCAAGCCAGAGUACCUCUACCGGAACCUCCUCUACAUCUACCCACGCUCGCUCAACUUUGCCGGCCGGCCGGGCUCUGCGCGCAACAUUGCUUGCCGCGUGCAGCUUCUCUGCGGAGAGGAUGAAAUCACUUGUGCUCUUCCUGUGCUCUUUGGUAAAUCCAGCUGUCCUGAAUUUGUGACUGAAGUAUACACAAUGGUGACAUAUCAUAACAAAUCUCCAGAUUUUCACGAUGAGAUCAAGGUGAAAUUGCCAGCCAAGCUGUCCGAUCGACACCACCUGUUCUUCACUUUUUACCACAUAAGCUGUCAGCGCAAAGUGGAGCAGACUAUGCCAACGGAAACUCCCAUUGGCUACACUUGGCUGCCACUGUACCAUGAUGGACAGCUUCAAAUGGGAGACCAGUUGCUACCAGUGAUGCUGGACCACCCUCCAGCCAGCUACUCGUUCCUCACGCCUAGCAUACAGAUUCCCAACACCAAGUGGGUCGACAAUCACAAGGGCCUUUUUGACAUUUUCUUGCAGCCUGUCUCCACCGUCCACCCUCAGGACGAGCACCUAGACCGGUUCUUUCAGCUCUGCACGGCUGUCGAGUGUGGCCACGUGCCGCAGCGUCUUCUCAACGGUGAGACGGCAGAGACAAUGCUCCGAGCUAGCCUGAUGGAACUUGUGAAAUGCAAACCGGGCCCGCUCGUUCGUUUUCUGCCCACCAUUCUGGAUGCACUUGUCCGGCUUCUAGUGCAGCCGCCCCGGCUCGGCGGCCAGCCAUUCAACCUAGGGCAGGCUGCAUUCCAUGCGCUGGCUGCUGUUGCCGAUUCAGUGGUGAAGCUUUUGGACGAUCGCAACGACAUUCAUGGAAGGAAUGCCUUGCUGGCCACUUACAUCCAGUACCAAUGCACCUUGCCACAUCCCGAGCUGUACCUGCCGUCACCUACCAAUGACGAACCCUCGCCUCCUUUUCCUGGAGUGGCAUGCAGCCCAGCAGGGCAUCCUGCAUGUUCUGUGCCUCUUUCGAAAUCCUCCCACGGUCGCAGCAGCAGCAACCCAGACCUUGCCAGCUCGAGUGCUUCAGCUUUGGCACACAUAGAGUCGGACUCGGACAUGAGCACGGUUGUGGCGCGGCCACUGGACCGCACGGCCAGCAUGCGGCCUGCCAACGGGACGGCCUCGUCUCCCCUGAGGUCGCCUCCGCCGCGGAAGUUGGUCCACGAGGAGCUUGUUCUUCAGUGGGUGGUGUCCAGUGGAGCAGCGCGAGAGCUGGCACUGAACAAUACGUGGUUUCUGUUGGAGCUUGUGAUCAAGAGCAUGACUCAGCACCUCGCCGCCACAGGUCGACUUCAGGCGCCACGCCGGGCCAGGUUCAGCACUCGCUUUGUGGAUGAUGUCACAACCUUGGUGACCUCAUUGACAUCUGACGUUAUUAGCCGCUGCCACCGAGAGGUGCGGGAUUUCCGGAAUGUGCAGAACCUUAACAACAGCCUGGCCUUUUUCUUACACGACUUGCUGUCCAUCAUGGAUCGAGGAUAUGUCUUCAAGCUGAUCAAGGCCUUCUGCAAGCAAGUCUCGGCCAAGAUCCAGUCCCUGCCUGAUGCAAGCAGCUUGGCAUCACUGAAGUUGGACUUCCUGCGUGUGCUAUGUAGUCACGAGCACUUUGUGACCCUCAACCUACCCUUUGCGACUCCGCUCACCCCUUCGCCACCGACAUCACCUUGCCCCAGCAUUGCAUCGUCCCAGGGCUCGGUCGUGUCCAGCUCCACUCUCACCGACCGUGGCAGUGCUUUUGCCGAGCUUUCACCCGAGUUCCGCCAGCAGCACUUUCUCGUGGGCCUGGUCCUGGCUGACCUUGCAACGACCUUGCAGAUCCGUUUUGCAGAAGGUGCGGAGGUGAAUUCCAAACACCGCCCACCGUCCAUUCAUCAAGCAGUUGCCAUGGCGAUUGCUGGUUCAACUGUGCCGUGGAGGGAUAACCCUGAGCACGCCAGUGCCUAUGCUCAAGGUCAGCAGAGCGUGCUGAAAGAGGAAGCCACCCGGCACCUGCUGGUCUGUUUCCUGUGGGUGCUCAAGAAUGCCGACCACCGCACGCUGCGCACAUGGUGGGCCGACUGGCCUCUUCACCGCCUGCAGCACCUGCUUGACGUACUUUACAUCUGCGUCUCUUGCUUCGAGUACAAGGGAAAGAAGACGAUGCGUAAGUUUGCCCAGCAGACCCUGAGAAAGACUUCGGACAUCAAGUCCAAGUUAGAAGAUGCCAUCCUGGGUCAUUCUAGUGCACGCAGUGAGAUGAUGAUGCGUCGCCGUGGCAACAACGCCGGUGCAGCUGGAGCAGAACGUGGUAGUGGAUCACAGACACCAACACAACAGGGUGACCGACUGAGGUGGCGCAAAGACCUGACACAGUGGCGUCAUGGCUCUGAAAGUUUUGACAGACCCAAGGUAGAAGUUGAAAUGGACGCCCACAUUGAAGGGAACCUGUCCACUGAAGUGACAGCAACGAUCCUUGAUGUCCUCGAGUUGAUCAUACAGGUGGUGUCUCAGUCGGAUGCACAACAGAGCGUGCUGGGCACCGUGCUCCGUGUCCUGUUGCAUGCCCUGGACUGCAACCAAAGCACUCUGGUGCUUCAGAACCUGUUCGCGACACAGCGGUCACUUGUCUUCAAGUUUCCUGAACUUCUGUUUGAGGAAGAAACGGAGCAGUGCGCUGACCUGUGCCUGCUUCUCCUGAGGCAUUGCAGCUCCUGCAUCAGCAGUGUCCGGUCUCAGGCCUCAGCUUCCCUCUACCUCCUCAUGCGCCAGAACUUUGAGAUUGGAAAUAACUUCGCAAGAGUGAAGAUGCAAGUGACAAUGUCACUGAGCUCACUCGUUGGGACAAGCCAGACAUUUAAUGAAGAAUUUCUGCGCAAGUCGCUCAAGACUAUCCUCGUCUAUGCCGAAGAGGAUGUGGAGCUGCAGGAGACUACGUUCCCGGAGCAGGUUCGGGACCUGGUAUUCAACCUGCACAUGAUACUGUCAGACACUGUGAAGAUGAAGGAGUUUCAGGAGGACCCCGAGAUGUUGCUCGACCUCAUGUACCGCAUCGCAAAGGGCUACCAGAACUCGCCCGACCUGCGCCUCACCUGGCUCGCAAAUAUGGCACAGAAGCACACCGAGAGGGGCAACCAUGCGGAGGCAGCACACUGCCUUGUCCACUCGGCAGCCCUAGUAGCGGAGUACCUGCACAUGCUGGAGUACAAGCCACACCUGCCUAUAGGGUGUGUUUCCUUUGAGAAUGUGUCCCAAAACAUCCUGGAAGAAAGCGCAGUGUCCGACGAUGUGUUGUCCCCAGACGAAGAAGGAAUGUGCACUGGGAAGUACUUCACCGAGAACGGGCUUGUUGGUCUGCUGGAGCAGGCAGCCAACUCCUUUUCCUUGGCUGGCAUGUAUGAAGCAACAAACGAGGUCUACAAGAUCCUGAUACCCAUUGCGGAAGCACAGCGCGACUACAAGAAGCUUGCCAACAUUCAUAGCAAGCUACAUGAAGCCUUCACCAAAGUUGACCAGCAGGCUGGCAAGAGAGUGUUUGGCACAUACUUUCGAGUGGGUUUCUAUGGCCCACGGUUUGGAGAUCUGGAUGGGGAGGAAUUUAUCUACAAGGAACCCACACUUACCAAGCUGCCUGAAAUUUCGCACAGACUAGAGAACUUUUAUUCGGAGCGGUUUGGCUCCGACUACGUAGAGGUCAUCAAGGAUUCAAACAUGGUGGAUGUUUCAAGGCUUCAUCCAGAAAAGGCGUACAUCCAGAUAACCUAUGUGGAGCCCUACUUUGACAUGUACGAAUUACGGGAACGAGUGACGUACUUUGACAAAAACUACAACAUCAGACGUUUUGUGUAUGCCACACCGUUUACGGCUGAUGGUCGAGCCCACGGUGACCUCCAUGAGCAGUUCAAGCGGAAAACUAUUGUAACCACAGCAAACUCUUUUCCAUACGUAAAGACGCGCAUCCAAGUCAUUGAGAGGACACAGAUGGUUCUUCGGCCGAUCGAAGUGGCCAUCGAGGACAUUCAGAAAAAGACGGCAGAGCUGUCACGGGCGACGCAACAGGAACCAGCCGAUCCCAAGAUCCUGCAGAUGGUGCUGCAGGGCUGCAUGGGUACCACCGUUAACCAGGGACCUCUUGAGGUGGCACUCGUCUUUCUCGCCGAUCUUGUCGACCCGACGCGAGUGCCCACACCGUUGCAGCACAAGUUGAGGCUCUGUUUUCGGGAUUUCAGCCGCAAGUGCUUUGAGGCACUAAGGAAAAACAGGACCUUGAUUGGACCUGACCAGCGAGACUACCAGAAGGAACUGGAGCGCAACUACAAUCGUUUCAGUGAACGGUUACAGCCCAUGAUACGUAACAACAGUGUUUCUCCAUUUUGGGCAAAAGGAAACUUAAUGCGCCAACCGUUGCAAGAGCCCUGAAGCGCCGUGGGGUUGGCGCUCCUGCAAGGAAGUAACGCAUGGGAGUAGUACAAGCCUAGCUUUUAUUUUGUUCAUUGCGAACAUUUAUUCAAAGUCAUUGCAGACACAAAAGCGUUGCAUUUGAAUAGCCCAAGGUAAGAGUUAUCUUUCAGAGUAGCUUCUUGUGUAAAACGUGAGCUCUUGUCGCAUGUCUACUUUACGGAGCACAUUCAGCUGUAUGGUCAAAUGUGUGCCUUGUGGAAUGUUGUAUUAUUUAUGCACACAAGCAGCAGUAUGAUUACUGUGAUUGAACAGUAUUCCCUGUGAUCUCUGGCACAACCAAAUGAUGUCGUAUGGUGUGCAGAUAGUAUUUUAAUUUCAGUGAACAAGUUACUUGUGUCAUGGUCCUCUCAUUUACAUAGAAUGUAGGCAGUCAUGCCGAAAUGCCAAAUUUUAAGUCGGCCAGGUUAUUUUAUUGCUCAUCUUUUGUUUGUAGUGGUGUCUGUCCUUCACUGUCUGCGUUUCACAUUGUUCAGCUUUGUUUGGGACCACUAGGUGGACUACUUAAGGAAAUCAACUGCAAGAAGUGAAAAGCACUGCCGCAGUUAGAUUUGCAUUGCUUCAGGAACACUAGUUCAUUUACAAAACUUCUGCGGUCUACAUUAACCGAACUGCGGGUACUGACUGACUUAGCUGCGGGUGCUUGGAAACAGUGCUAACAAGAAGACCAAGCCAUUUACACGUUAGAUUGUGUUGCUUCGUCCACUUUGACCUAAAGCAGUGGUAUUCCAGCUUCAAGCUUUGACGCUCAGUACUCUGUAAUGUGCCCUAAGACACUGCAUUUAGUCCUGAUUUGGCUUACAUUUAAGUUUACCUAUAAUGAGAACAAUGUGUUCAUAUUUGACCGGUUUAGGCUUUCAUUUUUUUAUUGAGACUCAUUGUACAUAUAUAUAUAUACACACACAUUUCUGUCUUGAAAGUGUUUGCUUCACUGUGUUCAUGAAUUUUAUGGCAAAGUAAUAAAAAAAAAGAAAGAAA